Messenger RNA from Cynocephalus volans (Philippine flying lemur), 345 nucleotides. It is a transcript of the gene NRARP, whose product is annotated as NOTCH regulated ankyrin repeat protein. Gene Ontology annotation, molecular function: protein binding. Lineage: Eukaryota; Metazoa; Chordata; Mammalia; Dermoptera; Cynocephalidae. The record is from RefSeq and is a predicted model, not a curated record. Bases 1 to 345 code for a protein of 114 amino acids. The transcript has a single exon.
AUGAGCCAGGCCGAGCUGUCCACCUGCUCGGCGCCGCAGACGCAGCGCAUCUUCCAGGAGGCCGUGCGCAAGGGCAACACGCAGGAGCUGCAGUCGCUGCUGCAGAACAUGACCAACUGCGAGUUCAACGUGAACUCGUUCGGGCCCGAGGGCCAGACGGCGCUGCACCAGUCGGUCAUCGACGGCAACCUGGAGCUCGUGAAGCUGCUCGUCAAGUUCGGCGCCGACAUCCGCCUGGCCAACCGCGACGGCUGGAGCGCGCUGCACAUCGCCGCGUUCGGCGGCCAUCAGGACAUCGUGCUCUAUCUCAUCACCAAGGCCAAGUACGCGGCCGGCGGCCGGUGA